AUGGAGGCAGAUGUUAAGAAGAUGGGCCGCACAUGGAAAGAACUGGAGAUGCUGGCUCAGGACCGCUCUGCCAGGAGGAACCUGGUUGACGGCCUAUGUCUCAGGAGGGGCGAUAGGCCAUCCUUCUAUGGAGCCAGUUACGUAAGCCUUCCGGUGAAUGAAGUAAGCAGUGAAACAGAAAUUCAUCUCCGUUUUCGAACAAGUCGAACGAGGGGUCUACUGCUCCUCGCUGCCGGAGAUACUGACUAUUGCAUAAUUGAGCUUCGGUCUGGAAAGGUUCAAGUGUGGAUGGACCUUGGUGCCGGAAUUAUUGGGAUUGAGAGCACAAAGGGAUUAAAACUGAACGAUUUGCAGUGGCAUACAGUGGACUUGCACAGAAUUAACGAGAAUGUUAAUUUGACAAUUGAUGAAGUGCACACAGUCUCUGUUGUAGCAUCUGGAGAGUUUUUUGAACUGAACAUUGAGGAAGGUGUGUAUAUUGGGGGUCCUGGAAACCUAAAGAAAGAUUAUAUAGGAGAAUCAGAGAAAUACUUCCGUGGAUGUAUCAGUGAUGUUACGUUCAAUUCAGUAGAUUUGUACCAAACUGCAGAGGAUUUGAUGGAAAACGAUUUCUUGAAACAGUACGCUGAGAUAGAAGGUGUAACGUGGAACUGUAGUGCAGAGUUCGAUGCAUCACCCAAUGAUGCUGUGAGCUUCACUGAAGGAUCUUCCUACUUGUCUUAUGCAAAGUGGGAAGCGGAAGAAAAAGGAUCUUUCUCUUGGAAUUGGACCAAUCAGCUGCAGUCAGACAUAAAGAUUAAUGAUCGCAAGUGGCACUGGAUAAUGCUACGUAUUGAGGAGUCGUUUUUAGAAAUCAGCGUUGAUCGUAAACCCCAGAUUUUGACUUUAGAAGAUGGGGAAGGGCAGGUUUUGGAAUUGAGCGGACCUCUGUUUGUCGGAGGCGUGUUGCAACGAAUUAGAAAUAUUGCAUCACGGUUGGAUCUGGCAUCCCUGACUGGAGAACAAGAUGAUGUAUCAUUCCAAGGUUGUAUGCGAGAUAUUGAAAUCAAUGGGGUUGGUUUCAGCAUACCGGAUGCUCGAGCUACUAACCUGAUCAAGCCUGGUUGUGUGUGGGAAUAUCCAUGUUCUAGGGAGCCGUGCAUUCCUGAAGCUGAAUGCCUGGAAUCAGGAUGGUCUGAAUAUGAAUGUAAAUGUAACAUAGAAGUUUGUGAAAAACCAAUUGAAGACAUAGCUAUAAUUGAGGAGACAAAUAUUUCUGAGAUUACUGAGGAGAAGAAAGACAAGAAGAAAAAGGGAAAAGACAGUGGUAAAUCAAAGAAGUUUCUUGUUUUGGGGACACUUGAGGUAGAGGAGGGUGGUGAAGCAGUGAUCACUUCAGACCAAAUAGAAGUGAAUGUUGAUUUAGACGAAUUAGGACUGAGAGAGUCGCAGGUUGUAUUUCGUGUUGUUCGCAAACCCAGGUUUGGAGAACUUAUUCAUGAUGUUUUGAGACGUGAUAACAACGAUGUCUUCACUCUUCUUGAUGUGAUUGGAGGAAGGAUUAUAUACAGCCAUGAUGGAACCGAGAACUUCAUUGACCGCAUGACGUUCGAAGUUGACAUUCUUGGGAAUGAUGGCGAGUUACCUACAGCCCUGCAAGAGGACAAUAACUUUGUACUUAGAAUUGAGAUUCAAGCCGUUAAUGAUAUUCCUGAAUUUAUCAUGCCGCCAGGGAAUCUCUUUCAGCUAGUACUGAACACAAAACGUAUGAUUUCCACUGAUAUUCUGAAUGCCAAUGAUCCUGAUAAUGACGUCGAUGAGGUACAGUACUCCACGCUCAGUGACAUCUCUGCAAUGGGUUACAUCGAAAAUGUUGAUAAUCCCGGAUUGGCAAUCCAGUAUGAAGUAUUAACGUCCCCAAAGUAUGGUGAAAUACAGCGAAUGUAUUCCGACCAUUGGCGAUCCAUUACCGAAUUUUCACAGCGGCAGCUUGAAAAAGACAAAAUUCGGUUCGCACCCCUGUAUGAUUCUGAACAUCUCAAAGAUAGUUUCCAGCUGCAAGCAACAUGCAUGGAUGUGAGCACAGAUCCUUUUGAAGUUAUGAUUGACGUCAUCGCUGUCCACAUAAAAGUUGCGAAUAACACCCCCCUGCUUAUGGACAUAAUCAAAGAGAAGACCCUAACUCAGCAGCACUUAGGGUCGGUAGUUGUAAACGCCGUCCAAAACAAUUUUACAAUAACAUACUCAAUAACAAAAUUACCCGAACAUGGAAACCUAGUGCGACAUUCUGUUCGCCAUCUAGAACUUCACGACCAAUUCACACAGGAUGACAUAAACAAAGGACAUAUUGGUUUUCGUAUCAAACAUCACAUUCGCAAACACGUCAAUGAUACUUUUGAGUUUCAUGUUUCAACCACAGGAUAUCAAUCAAGUAUUUUCACAUUCCAUGUGAUGUACAUUCCUGAUAAACUGAGUACGACAGUAGUUAACACUGGGAUUGAAGUGAAAGAAGGUACAAAUAAGGUUAUUUCGUCUGAAGAUCUGUCAAUUACCCAUCCAUUAGCUGAUGAUUUCCGUUACACUGUAAUGACCUCCCCGCAACACGGGAGUCUCCGGUUGAUAAAUCCAGUCACUCAAGAAGUGGUCGAGAUGGGGAUCACAGCAUUCAGUAAUAACGACAUAGUAUCUGGCAGACUAGUGUAUCACCAUGACAACUCAGAGAGUGUGAAAGAUGCUUUCCAAUUCACUGCUAUGGCAAUUAGUAAUGAACCUGAACUUGACGAUCCUAAAGAUACUACGGUUGUAGAAACUUUUAAUAUUACCGUGCAGUUAGUAAACGACAACAAGCCACAUAGAGUGAUUGAUAAAGUAUUCAAGGUGGUGAUGAACAGUGAAAAGGCACUGACAGGAAAUGAUCUGAAGUACGCUGAUGGUGACAUCGAUUUCCCUGAUAACCGAUUGCAGUACAGUCGGCAGAUGAUCCCAAAUGGACAGUUAGUAAACGUCAAUAAUGUGUCCUUGCCUGUAUACCAUUUCACACAAGCGGACUUAGAUACAGGAAAGUUGUUAUUCAAACACUCUGGUGCACCAUUUGGCAGGAUGGUCUUUUACGUGUACGAUCAAGACAGAGCUAAAUACUCAUCAGGACUUCUCGUGAUUGAAGCAUCAGAUCCGUAUAUCAGAGUUGUAGAUAACACUGGACUAAUCGUUCAGAAAGGUCGUGGGGUCAUCAUCAUGCCAGCUAACUUGACUGUUGAAACAAACCUGAACGCCAGGGAUAAAAGCAUUGAAUUCUACAUCACAGAGCCUCCCAAACAUGGGAUGUUGUCUAAAAAGGGAGAGGACGGAAAUGUGGUCAGUUUUAAUCUUGAAGCUUUGAAAAAUGGUCGCAUUCGCUACCAGCAUGAUGAUAGUGACAUCUUAGAAGAUGGAUUUAACUUCACGGUUAAGGUUAAAGAUGUCGAAACUACUGGUUAUGUAUCAAUAAGAAUCUACUUAAAGAGCCACCAGAGUCCUCCUGAUGUUGCACAAUUACGACCGCUGGUUGUCAAAGAAGGUAGUGUUGGCACAAUCAAGAAGGCAAAUUUGCGUGUCGUCCAUAAGGACAGUAUUCCUAAUGAUAUUGUGUUCCACAUAAGAAUGCAACCAAAACAUGGUUUCCUGCGGCUUUUGACUGCAGAAAGCGUCAGAAAACUUAACAUUGAUGAAGACAUUGAAGGCCUCACAAGUGAGGAGGUUGAGACCACUACAAUAAUGGAAGAUGAAGCAGACUACUUAGCUGACGUGGAAGUGGAAACUGAAUUCAUAACAACAUUCACACAGACGCAGAUUGAUCAAGGACGAGUGCAGUAUGUUGAAAUGGAACCUGGACAAGCCGCUGAUCGGUUUAUCUUUGAUGUCACCAACGGCAUUCUGACUGUACCUGAUCAGGUCUUCAAGAUUGACAUUAUCCCAGAUGUCAUUCCUUUGCGAGUAAGGAAUAUUGAAGUUCGUGAGGGGAGCAGCAGAGCGCUAACCGAAAAAUACAUCAAAGUUACGAGUAAAUACAUGAAGGAUCAGGUGAUUAAUUUCAUCAUUACCAGUGAGCCAAUGAGAGGUAGAAUUGAGAACAGCCGUGCACCUGGCAUCCCUCUGAUGCAGUUUACUAGCGAAGACGUCCUAGACGAGUUUAUUUACUAUGUUCAUGAUGACAGCGACACUUUAACCGAUCAGUUCAGUUUUAUUGCGAACUCUACUAGCACUAAGAAACUGAGCAGCGUUCAUUCAAUCAAUGUGACUGUAUCACCGGUGAACGAUGAACCACCAGACAUUGUGAUCAAUAAUGGAAUGGAAGUGUUUAUUGGUGCUGUUACCAUAGUUACAACAGAGGAUAUGAGUGCCGAGGAUAAAGAUACUGAAGAUAGUCAGAUUGUGUUUUCUCUACUAACACCUCCAACCAAUGGUUUUAUGGCCAAGAAACUGAACACCAACAAGGCCAUUACCAACUUUACCCAGGAUGAUAUAGUGAAUCACAGAAUUGUCUUUGUACAUAACGGUGCUCGAACUGGUGGCUUUCGCUUUCAAGUCAACGAUGGACAGCAUUCUGCUAAGCGACAGAUUUUCAGUAUUACUGCUAAACCGCUGGUGUUAUCAAUUGGUGCCAAUUUAGGAAUUGAUGUUUACCCUGAUUCUGUACAGCCAAUCACACCUCAGCAUCUAAAAAUAACUACCAAUGAGGAGCCAGAGAAGACUUCAAAUAAGAGCAUCAUAUUUAGGGUUGACCUGAAGCCAGAACUUGGUGAACUUGUCAGGAUACCACAUCCAGAUAGCGUGCCCGAUACUUAUCAUGCUUUGCAUGAGUUUACGCAGGAUGACAUCAACAAAGGAAAGGUCGGAUACAAACACGAACAGACAUCAAGUAAAUGGACUGAAAGAGACCGAUUUGUCUUUGAUGUGUUCCACCCACUCGCACAAAAUAUCACUGGUCAGUUGUUCCUUAUAACGAUAUCUUAUGAAAACAUUGGAGGAAGUAUACGAAGUCCACUACUUGCAAAUACUGGUGUUGAGGUGACGGAAGGGAAUGCCGUGAUCAUCACCAGUAAGCAGUUGGAUGCAUCAAAUCUUUACGCUAAAGUCGAUGGACAAUCUGACAACUAUAUUAUUGAAUACAAUAUUACAAAACUUCCUACGCAUGGUAUUCUUGUUGUCAAUGGCAACAAUGUAACAGAACCAUUCAUCAUCUUCAUUCAAGAUGAUUUGGCUAAGAAGCGUGUCCAUUACCUCCAUGAUCAUUCUGAUACCCUCCAAGACUCCUUUUGGUUCAAUGUUGCUCUUGGGAGGAAAGACUCCUUGUCGACAGACGCAGACAAGAUUCAAGCGGCUGAUGAUGCUUAUAGUGAUGUUGCUAAUCUUGGCGAUACUUUCAACAUUACGAUUGUCCCAGUCAAUGACCAAUUAUUUUCCGUUGUGACAUCCGCCCCUGGUAUGGAUGUGGUGCAAGGAUUCAAUAAAGUCAUCACCAAGAAGCAUCUGGAGACGAUAGAUCCAGAUACAGGCCCAGAUGGUAUUCUGUAUGCAAUUAUUCGUGGUCCUUCCAAUGGACGAAUUGCAUUGACUCGCAAUCACAGUGUUGAUGUACAUGAAUUCACACAGGAACAGAUCAAUAAUGGUGAUUUGAUUUUCAUCCACAACGGAGCCAAAGAACAUGGUUCUUUUUCGUUCAGCGUCAGCGAUGGAGUUCAUAAAAAGCAAUACAAACUUUUCAAAUUGAACAUCACACCUCUCUCCCUGAUACUGAUUAACAAUACCGGCGUGGAACUGUUACAAGGUGAUUUGUAUGCCCCAAUCACGCGAAACCAACUCGGUGCAGGAACCAAUGGCAACCGAAAUGGCAUAAUGUACAAUAUCACAAGCCAGCCACGCUUUGGAAUGUUACUAGUGAAUGAGCAGCCUCAGACAACCUUCUCUCAAAUUGACAUUGACGAAGAACAAUUAGCGUACAUACAAACUGAUAGAUCAGCAUCAGAAGACGAGUUCCAGUUUGUUGUCUACAACUCUAAGAACAUACUUGCAGCUAACGUAUUCAAGGUGACUGCAAAAGCUAUUAUUAAAAAGUCGCACAUCUCGGUACGAGCCGGAAGUAGUUCCACUAUAACUGUUGCUGAACUUGAUGCUACAGAACUGGCUAACCGAACUCUAAGUAACCCAAAUUACAAUAUUGUUGAAUUUCCGCAACAUUGUCAGAUCCUUAACUCAUCAACGUCGCAAUCCAUCUCGCAUUUCAGUCACAAUGACAUCAUCAGCAAAAAGGUCAUUAUCUCAGCCGACCCUAUUGAAAUGGGGAAUUCUACGAAGCAUGUUGCAGACUUACUUGUCCUGUCACUCCAUGCAAAGAAUGUUCAACCAGCACUGGUUGAUGUUCCCAUUGUUCUUAAGCCUAUAAAAACCAAGAAAACAAUGGCUAGUGAAGAAAGCAGUCCAACUACUGGCACAAUUGGAGUUCUUCAUCCGAACAUCGUGUCUGACCUGCAUCCUGAUCCUGAUGAUACUGAGGAAGAUACUAAUGAAAUUAACAUCAUGGCGGAUGGUGGCCGAAAUCCAACAAAGAACCCAGAUGGGUCUGGCAGUGUCGGUAACAACUCUUUGGCCAAUAAUGAACCAGGUUCUAGUCUGGUUAAUCAGGAACCUGUGUCUGGUGGCCAGUUAGCUGUCAUAAUACCCAUUAUUGUUCUUCUAGUGUUAGCAACCGUUGUUGUCAUUGUCAUCAUUUGGAGAAUGAGACGAAGAGACAAGCCAAAGAACGAUGACUCCCCGUACCCCGAACCAGAUGAGGGCCCACUCCCUGUAGUUCAUCCACAAAGAGUUGCUCUACAGGGGUCUCCGGGGCAGAGCUCAGCCAGUACUGGUUUCUCCAGCAUGCCACCGCCUAUGCCACCAGCGAUUUCUCCAGUUCUCAGUCCUGGAAUGCCAGAACGCAGUCCAAUGGUACCACAGGUUACGGUUACACCGCUGGGGAAACCAACAGGGAUGGAAGACCCAAGGUUUGCUCUCAACUACCCAGCCAUGCCAGCUGGUCCAUCAGGCCAAUCGGUGAUCAGUUUAACAUCAAGUGGUAGUGGGACAAUGGUGUAUAAUUGGCAGAAUACUGAUCCAGAGAUGCAAGAACAUUGUAGAUCAACUAAUCCGAGUCUGAAGAAAAACCAGUAUUGGGUGUAA
Saccoglossus kowalevskii is the source of this 7173-nucleotide messenger RNA. Its product is annotated as chondroitin sulfate proteoglycan 4-like. NCBI's taxonomy places the organism in Eukaryota, Metazoa, Hemichordata, Enteropneusta, Harrimaniidae. The record is from RefSeq and is a predicted model, not a curated record. Gene Ontology annotation, biological process: anatomical structure morphogenesis.